AAAAAAAAAAAGAUGAGAUUGAUUAUUCGUGAAGAUUAUGAUGAGGUAUCUGAAUUUGUAGCAAACUAUAUCAAGGAACGCAUCAAACAAUUUGGACCUACAGAAGAAAAACCCUUUGUCCUUGGCCUGCCUACAGGUUCCUCGCCUAUUGGUGUCUAUAAGAGGCUGGUAGAGAUGUACAAGGUAGGCCAAGUCAGUUUCAAGCAUGUCGUCACUUUUAAUAUGGAUGAAUAUGUGGGAUUACCCCGUGACCAUCCAGAAUCCUACCAUUCGUUUAUGUGGAAGAAUUUGUUUAUGCAUGUUGAUAUUCAGCCAAGUAAUGUUCAUAUCUUGGAUGGUAAUGCUCCUGAUUUAGAUGAAGAGUGCAAAAAGUUUGAAGCAGACAUAGCGUGUGCAGGAGGUAUUGAGCUCUUUUUGGGUGGUAUUGGCCCUGAUGGCCAUAUUGCUUUUAAUGAACCUGGGUCUUCCUUGACUUCGCGAACACGCGUUAAGACCUUGGCCUAUGAAACGAUUAUUGCCAAUGCUCGCUUCUUUGAUGGCGAUAUUGCCAAAGUGCCCAAAUUAGCCUUGACUGUGGGUGUGGCCACUGUGAUGGAUGCGCGUGAAGUGGUUGUGCUUAUUACAGGUGCACACAAGGCUAUUGCAUUAGCAAAAUGUAUAGAAGAAGGCGUCAAUCAUAUGUGGACAGUCUCUGCUAUUCAAAUGCAUCCAAAAGGUCUAAUCGUGUGUGAUGAAGAUGCUACAUUAGAACUCCAUGUGAAGACUGUGAAAUAUUUUAAAUCCAUUGAACAUGUUCAUCACUCACUUAUUGGGUCAGAAAACUUAUCGCUUCAAGGAGGAGUAAAGCAGCUAAGAACUGUGUUAUCCUCUUCUAGCCAUAGACCUUCUACUCCUAUGGAAUAAAUUCUUUCAGUCACGAAAUUUUUUCUUUUCUUUUUCUUUUCUUUCAUUGAAACACUAUGGACGUCUCUUCUCAUAAUAACUGGGAAUCAGAUAAUGCACAUGGGGCUAAUCGUCGUCCUAUGCGAAUGUCUGGUAGAGAAGAUGGAGGGAACAAUAUUCCCUUCUCUAAGAUGGUGUUUGAUGGUAAACGAAUGAGAAAAGCAAUCCAAAGAAGAACCGUCGAUUAUAAUCACAGUGUAGCAAGGUGGAUGCAGGUUAGAUCCUUUUUUGAAAUAAACUACUUGAUCUUCAAACACGAUUUCUUUGUUUUUCUUUGUUGUUGCUGUUGUUGUGCUUGUAUAUAUAUUGAUUAUGUCUAUAGGAACGAGUAUGGAUUCGUG
Messenger RNA from Gilbertella persicaria, 1283 nucleotides. Its product is annotated as glucosamine-6-phosphate isomerase 1. Gene Ontology annotation, biological process: carbohydrate metabolic process; N-acetylglucosamine catabolic process; N-acetylneuraminate catabolic process. Gene Ontology annotation, molecular function: identical protein binding; glucosamine-6-phosphate deaminase activity. The transcript has 5 exons. The record is from RefSeq and is a predicted model, not a curated record. Gene Ontology annotation, cellular component: cytoplasm. Lineage: Eukaryota; Fungi; Mucoromycota; Mucoromycetes; Mucorales; Choanephoraceae. The coding region runs from base 13 to 903 and encodes 296 amino acids.